GUGUGAGACAAGAGUGCCAUGAUUUUGAAGUAAAUUUUCAACUGGCUUGUGCAGAAAAACUUUAUUUUUUAACUUAUGUACAGAAUGAAGCGAUCCAGCAGACAAAAUUCAACCAAAAAGACAGCAGCAAAACGUCAAAAGCGAGACAAAGAGGAUGAAAAAGUUGAAAGCGUUAGUCCUCCGGAACAGGCAUUGGAAGAGUCAGAUUCCGUGAUAUAUAUUGGGACCAUAAGCUAUCCUCCUCCGGCGACGGAAACCGUCAGUUUAAUCAGUGGGCUCGAGUUGUGCAGCGAUGGAAUAGAUCAAAUUUUUGGAAAUGAAUCUAAAUUUAAUCUCUCAGAUGGCGAGGAAGAGAAUAGCACUUCGUCAGCGGUGGUUGAUCAGCAGCUUUCGUUCCCCGAGUCUCCAACCAACAAUCAAAAUGUUAUAGAAUCUGGUGAAUAUCACUUGAGAUCCAAUGAAAUCCUUGCUACAGAAGCAACUAACAACGAACCAGAAAGUGCUUAAUCAAUUUGAAGCCAGGGGAAUUUUAAUGACGGAGUCUUUCAUAUUGGAAUUUAAAUAUUUGUUUGGAAUUUGCUCCGAUAUCUGAAAUUAAAUUAUCUGAUGAGUUAUUGAUUAAAAUUAGAAAAUG
Molecule: messenger RNA, 634 nt
Organism: Uranotaenia lowii
Lineage: Eukaryota; Metazoa; Arthropoda; Insecta; Diptera; Culicidae
Exons: 2
Coding region: 76-507 (143 amino acids)
Source: RefSeq, a predicted model, not a curated record